Molecule: messenger RNA, 3019 nt
Organism: Branchiostoma floridae (Florida lancelet)
Lineage: Eukaryota; Metazoa; Chordata; Leptocardii; Amphioxiformes; Branchiostomatidae
Exons: 6
Coding region: 1197-2498 (433 amino acids)
Molecular function (GO): serine-type endopeptidase activity
Source: RefSeq, a predicted model, not a curated record
AGAUGGGGCUGUAACACGUCUGAUUAACAGUUUUGGAGUCCUUGGAUUUGCUCAGUUCAUCAGAAAGACAAGCAACUAUCCGCAGCAAGUAUUGGAAGGCGCUGUCAGCAUGCUGGUAAUGAUCAGGAGCUGUUUGACGUGCAUUUGUUCUGACCUGUAUCUCUUGUUUGUGAUGGUUUAUUCUUUAUAGAACGUAAGGUUUCUAUGGAUGAGUUAUGAAUCAACAUGCACUUUCUUUUGCUUGGAAGAAGAGUCGCAGAACCAAUAGAACAGUAUGCUUGCGUGGAUACAUGUUAUUUCAUGGGACUGGUUGUAUUUUUACGUAACGUCUAAACCUGCCCCGAGUUUGCCAAUACAAGUGUGCAUGUAGCUAUGAGCCGCAAUUCGAUUUUCAUAUUAAGACAAACCUUUAUUCAUCGAAAACAGCACCCGAGUAGAAUCCCCCUGCCAGCAAUUCCAGUCGUGCCUCCUGUUUUCCACGUGUUUGUCCAAACCUGUCCCGAGUUUACCAAUCUUUCUGGACAACACUGAUAACGCCAAGCAAUUCAGCGCCAACUGCAGUCUAAUAGCCCCGGUCUUAUUGUCUCAUUCUUUGGUAACCAGAUACAUUGAUGUUUGUCAUUGUUGAUAAAGGAACUACAAUAAAAACACCCGUUUGACAGAUACUAAUCAUUUUGUUGUUGUCUUGUACCCCAGCCUUUGUUGGUACACAUAGAUGUAUGGAUGAAGUCGCUCAAGUCACGAAAAAUAGUCCCAGGCGGGUAUAUGACAUUGGUCUUUUCCUUAUUUUUGCUCGCUUCUUUCAGCUGGAGACCAUGCGCCCCUACUCCAGUGUCCGGUUGAGACGUUAGUUUUGAAUUUUAGACAUAUAGAAAUGAUAUAAAAGGGAUCAUAGUUGAAACUAAUCUAUCUGUUUAAAGCCUGUUCUAUCAAAUCCAUAUCCAAUUCUCGUCUUAAUACAAGGCCAUUAAAAGGAUGAAACUCAUUUUGUGUUAAGUGUCUGCAAUUCACUAUCGCGGGAUAUUAAGGCACGGUGCUAUCGCCUCUAAUCGCGGUGAGGGCUAAAGAGCGACGCCUGUUCAAACGUCGCACUGCGCUGCGUCAAUCGGUUGCGUGGAAAUGAUAAAGCCUCGUUCCACGUUGAGAUUAAUCCUUAUGUUGGCGACGCGCCAGACAGUCUUGCCUUCCUAGUCUGUAUGUUUUUGCACUGUCAGUGGAGGACGCUCGGCACAGACAUGGGACAGAUCAUGGGUCUUUCUCCCCUGUUGGUUGUGGUGCUGUUGACUUGCGUGGCGCUGAGUUCAGGACAAGACUCUGCUGCCUGUGCCUCCCCACCGCUUGUGAUUCACACAGACUCCGCUCCUCACGAGUUCACGUCUCCGAACUACCCGCGCCCCUACCCCCGCAACACGUACUGUGAGUGGCUCCUGGAGGCACCGGUCGGACAGAAGUGCAACCUGACGUUCGUGGAUUUCCACCUGACAGGAACCAACUACUGGGGGAAAUGUCCGCAUACGGACAAGGUGCAGAUCUACGACGGGACGGACGCCGAGGCCAACGUCACGCUUUUCGGCACGUUUUGUGAAAACGAUCAGCCGACAGGUCAGUACGAGUCCAGAGGGAGGCAUCUGCUGGUGACGUUUGAGAGCACUACCAUCAACUACUUCAAAAGGGGCAUAAAAGUGCAUUAUGGAUUUUCUCAGUGCACAGACGCGUACGAAUGUGCGUCCAAUCCGUGUCAGAACGGAGGCACAUGUGUGGAGGCCCGGUGUGGAUAUAACUGUACCUGUACCAGGAACUAUGCUGGGCCAACGUGCCAGACAGAGUUGCCGUGUGCCUCGAGCCCCUGCCCACCGGGGACUGCCUGCCUCAACAGAGGUGACGCCUUCUCGUGUGCCGAUGCUCCUACCACUCCUACACCCCCGACAACGACUACAGAACAUGCUACCACCACUCAAAGCACGGUGCCUCCUCCGACAACAACUGUAAAACAAUCAACCACUGCACAAACUACACCGCAGAUGCCCUCCACCACAUCUUCAAAACAACCGUCCACAUCGCAAAACACCGUGACAUCAAGUACAAAGGAAGCAGAAACGUUAAAGACUGAAAUGGCCUCGACGAAGACCCAAGUAACCAGGGCAACGGCUGUCACUGAGAGCAAUACGCCGACGCCAGAUGACCCUAAAACCACACACACUACGUCCUCAUCGAAGACGCCACCGCCGGACGCCAAGCAAACUGCAGCUCCGACAGGUGAUUCACCCAAGCCGCAGGGCCAGUCGGGACAGCCGGAGUGUGAGACUGACGUGUGGAACCUCUCGGACUGCGGCUGGACUUGGUGGCUCAUCCUAGUGGUGGCGGGACUGGGGGUCGCCAUGGUCAGCACCGCAGGCGGGAUGGCGUACAGGUACUGUAAGCGGAAGAAGUCGGGCCGUGUGGUGACGCCGAGGUCCGUAGCAGGCGUGCGCCUGGAACUGGAGGACAUGGACGACUGACUCUCACAAUGGAACAUCUCAUCACAAGAGUCAUUAGAGCGGUUUAUUUCUAAAUCAGCAGUUGUUUCUUUGUUUGCUUGUCUGUUUGCUUGUUUGUUUGUUUGUUUAUUUAAAUGUUGUUUUGUUUGUUGGUUCUUUGAAUAGCAAAUAGCAUGGUUGAAAUAUAAUGAAAACAUUUUUCGGGUUUUAUAAACCUCUGUAUACAUUUGACUAAAACUAGCAACGCCAUACUGACAUUUGUACCUAAAAAUGUAUGCUAUCAAAAAGCUAAUGAAAUGGAGUGUGGUCUCACAGUAAUGACGUUAUAUCCCCACAUGUGAGAAUGUAUGUAAUCAAUUUAGCUAUAGUAUUGAGUCUGUUGAAGUAACCACAUCACAGUACUUUGAAAGACCAUUGGAUAGUCGGUGUAUAAUUCUAAAAAAAGCUAGACUCUGGUGCUGUAGAACAUUAACUGGGUGAUACGAUAUGGUUUCCAUAAGACAGCACCAAAUGCUUACAUUAAAGUGUGCAUACAAAACGAA